Humulus lupulus (European hop) is the source of this 2353-nucleotide messenger RNA. RefSeq names its product GTP-binding protein At3g49725, chloroplastic. Gene Ontology annotation, cellular component: cytoplasm. NCBI's taxonomy places the organism in Eukaryota, Viridiplantae, Streptophyta, Magnoliopsida, Rosales, Cannabaceae. The transcript has 13 exons. The coding region runs from base 98 to 1930 and encodes 610 amino acids. Gene Ontology annotation, molecular function: ribosome binding; GTP binding. The record is from RefSeq and is a predicted model, not a curated record.
CUCCCUAAACCCCUCUCCGUCGACUCCGAUGCUUUAGACAAAACAUACCAUUUCUCCUCCUCGACACUGAUCAAACCACAGACCGAAGCUUCUUCAAAUGAUUAAAGGACCCAUCACGGUAUCACGUUAUCUUCUCAGGUCUCUCUGCCAAACCAUAAACUCUUCAUGUUUAAACAGAAGCAAUCUCAUAUCAUCACCAUGUUCCGGUGGAAUUUUCUCGACGCCAUCGAUGUGGGUUCCGUCCGCGCCGUACUCUCAGGACUCGACUAGCGAAAAGGAAGAUCGGUAUGAGCUUGUUUCUCUUCUCAAUAGGGACCCGGAAAGCCCUCCCAAGCUCUUCGUGGUUCAGCCUCGUAUGCGCCCCGAUAGGUUGUUGCAGGCCAAGCUUAAUGAAGCUCUGUGCCUAGCCAACUCACUCGAAGAACAGCGAGAUGGGUACUUCGAUACUGAUUUUUUUGACAAGGAAAUACCUUCACACAUUGUCGUUCAGAACCCAUCUGCUAGAGGGCAUAAAACACGCGCAGACACGUAUUUUGGUCCAGGAACAGUGGACAAUAUUAAAAUCCAGCUAAAUCUUGUGGAAUCAAAGGGCGAAGUGGAUGCUGUUUUUGUGAACACAAUUCUAUCUGGGGUUCAGCAAAGGAAUUUGGAGAGAGCAUGGGGCAAACCGGUGUUGGAUCGCGUGGGUCUUAUUAUCGAGAUAUUUAAUGCUCAUGCAUAUACAAAAGAGGGAAAGUUGCAGGCUGAAUUAGCAGCAUUAUCGUAUAAGAAGACCAGACUUGUUCGUGUACGGGGCUCAGAUGGACGCCUUACUUUUGGAAGUUCUGGAGAAUCUGAAGUUGUUAGUGCCCGGGGGAGAGGAAGUGGUGGACGUGGGUUUAUUAGUGGUGCUGGAGAAACUGAACUUCAACUUCAACGACGGAGAAUUAUAGAACGUCGGAGAAUGUUAUUAUCACAAAUUGAAGAGGUUCGUCGUACUCGAGCUUUGCAACGGGCUGCUCGCAAGAGACGUGGAGGCUCCGAUGGUCAAGGUUUAGUUACUGUUGCUGUAGUUGGGUAUACAAAUGCGGGGAAAUCUACACUAGUUGGUGCACUUUCAAACAGUGAUCUUUAUAGUGAUUCACGACUCUUUGCAACAGUUGAUCCUAGAUUAAGAAGUGUUCUUCUUCCAUCCGGAAAGAAGGUGCUUGUAAGUGAUACAGUAGGAUUUAUAUCAGAUUUGCCAGUGCAGUUAGUUGAAGCAUUUCAUGCAACUUUAGAAGAAGUGGUGGAAGCUGAUCUGCUUGUGCAUGUGUUGGACUGUACUGCCCCAAAUCUUGAUGAGCAUCGGUCAACUGUACUCAGCGUUCUUGUGCAAUUAGGAGUAUCAAAAGAGAAGCUUCAGAAUAUGAUUGAAGUUUGGAAUAAGAUUGAUUACCAUGAGGAUGACAUGGGCGUAGAAGAAGAAGAAGAAGAAGAAGAAGAAGAAGAAGAAGAAGGGGUAGAAGCAUCAAAUGUAACAGCUCGAGAGCUGGUUGGUGAUCAUACCAAUGACAAUGCAUACAAGUUAUCCACAGGAGAUCUUGAAGCUGUGGAUGACCAAGAAGAUGACUAUUCUGAUGGCUGGUUGGCAUCAGAUGAUGACCAAAACCCUUGGAGUGAUGAAAAUGGUUCUACACUCCCAUUAGAGAGUGUGGAUGACCAACAAAGUGAGUGUUCCAAGGACUGGAGAACGGAAAUGGGUUUGCAUUCUCAAGAUCAGUCUGGCCCGCAUGUCAAAACAUCUGCGCUUACUGGAGUUGGAUUGCAAGAGUUGCUGGAACUUAUAGAUGAGAGGCUGAAAGAUCAAGAUAAGAAGUUGAAUGCCCACAAUGUUGUGGAAAGGAGCAUCUUCAAUCGAAAAUGGAGGCCACCUCGAGAAGAGGAAGAUGGCAUAGCUGUUGAAAAGUAGAAUCUUCAAUCUGGUCAAUUUGUUGUUCUUUGCUACAUCUAGCUUGGGUCACCCGAUGACUGAAGGUUCAUCACAAACCGAAACAGCCCAUUGCAGGUCGAUUUCUCUUCCCUUCCCAAGAUCAAAACUUUGUUGUCCAGAAGCAGCUUUCUGGUAUUUCCUAAGGAACUCUUGAGCAUCUUGUAACCAAUUAAAUUAAACUAAUUUACCUCAAAUCUGGCACUUUACAGUGAAGAUAUCUACCAUAAGCGUUCUUUUUUCCUCAACUAAUAACGAACUUGCACUUAGGCUUGACUGGCUACUAAAGCAUGUUGGGCCUUGCAGUAUAAACUGUUGUAUUUACUAUUACUAUUAAGUAAAUUAAUGUAAAAUGUAAAUCACAGUGGCAAUAAUCUCAUAUUUCCAUCUGUCCUUUAUUAUUUA